Messenger RNA from Aphis gossypii (cotton aphid), 1074 nucleotides. RefSeq lists its product as uncharacterized. The record is from RefSeq and is a predicted model, not a curated record. The coding region runs from base 686 to 1024 and encodes 112 amino acids. NCBI's taxonomy places the organism in Eukaryota, Metazoa, Arthropoda, Insecta, Hemiptera, Aphididae. The transcript has 2 exons.
UACUCGAACACCCAAGGGUACCUAUCUAAAACUAAUGAAAACCCAAAAAUAAUAACAUACGGAACAUGGCUGUGUUUUACAAGAUUCACUUUUAAAAACAAUUAAAAAUGAUAAAAUGUAACCUUCACGAGGGUGCAAGACCGGCCUGAACAAAGUAGAAUAAAAUAAAUAUGAAAAAUUAAAUUAAAACUGAACACUUACGACUGUGCCUUGUCUGUCUAUACGUGAUAUCGAAGAAAAGGUAUGUUUUCGGUAGAAACAGAGCACCGUCGAUAAUAUUAUAAUACCUAUAAUAAUUAUUAUACAUUUGGCCUGAAUGAAAACAUAAACACAGACCAUGGCGGUGGCACAUCGCCUUUGCGACAUAAGUAAUAUUGUUACAAACAACUCUAACUCGACGAUUGUAUAUUCAUUUUGCGCUCAUUCGUGGCGUUUUAUUUUGAGCGUAUUUUUACUCUUAUCGUUUUUUCCGCUUUUUUUUUUGUUCUCCGACAUGGACGGCGGAAACACAACCAAUUUGAACAGCGGAGCGGACGAUUCCAGAAACGUCUCAACGAUCCCGUUACUGCAGGAGUUUGACCAACCGGAAACGGUGAUGAAGCCAUUAAUAGCAGACAACGGUUUACCAUAAGCCGAAUUGGAAAUCGGAUCACAGGAAGAGUCGGAAUAAAAAGUGUUAGCAGCAAUGCUGUCGUUAAACCUGCCCAUCGUUAUGCGGUCGCCGUUCGGCUGGGUUCGGGGGCGGACGACGAUUCGUCCGCGGCGAAGGCGGAGGACGACGCGCAAGACGAGAACAUGGAAAGUCACAAUCACUGUUAGGAAACCGCAUUGGCAACGGGCAGGUCCACCGACGGCGUUGCCGCCAACACCUCCUACACCGGAUCCUCCUGUGAUCCAAUUUCCAAUUCGGCUUCCGGUAAGCCGUUGUCCGCUAUUAAUGGCUCCAUCACUGUUUCCGUUAGCUACAGUCGUCGCAGCCGGAGCCGGAGCCACCGCAGCCGGAGCCGGAGCCACCGCAGCCUGAGCCGGAGCCGUAGCGACCAGAGUGGAAGCGAAGACAAAUUAAAUAUUCUU